Molecule: messenger RNA, 323 nt
Organism: Meloidogyne enterolobii
Lineage: Eukaryota; Metazoa; Nematoda; Chromadorea; Rhabditida; Meloidogynidae
Source: the annotation of a GenBank genome assembly
AUGAUUAAAAAACAAUUAAAAGGACCCCUUUUCUUCGCCUUUUCAGUUGUUUUUUCUGUUGGUACAAUUUCUGCGGUUUUGUGGGACAUUGAAAGGCAGAAGGAUAGAAGGACUGAAACUGUUAGAUAUAGAAUGCAACAAACAGCCCAGCAAUACCAAAAUUUAGCUGAAUAUAUGGAACAAAAACAAAAGUUUGAGGACUAUAAAAGAAAUGCUUUGAUGGCUAAUAUAGGGAAUGAGGUUAAAUAGAGAAGAAGAUUAAUUUUCUGUUUUAAACUUUGUUUAAAAAAUGUUUUUUGAUUUUUGCUUUUACUUAUUAUUUU